Orbilia oligospora ATCC 24927 is the source of this 1587-nucleotide messenger RNA. RefSeq lists its product as uncharacterized. NCBI's taxonomy places the organism in Eukaryota, Fungi, Ascomycota, Orbiliomycetes, Orbiliales, Orbiliaceae. The transcript has a single exon. The record is from RefSeq and is a predicted model, not a curated record. The coding region runs from base 1 to 1587 and encodes 528 amino acids.
AUGGGCAAUCCGAAAAACCAUAAUCGAAAUGUUCACGCCAUUGUUGUCUACGGAAGCGACAAGUGGGAUUUAAAUUGUACCCACAAUUUUAUUUCCGCUAUAAGGUCAUGUUACUCUCGUAGUAUCAUACCUUACACCUUAUCGACAUGUAGUCGUGAUGAGCUUAUCGAGCUUAUAACCUCUACUAGUUCCGAAGUCGGGAAUGAAGAUUCUCAACAACUGGGUUCUUCAUCACAGGAUCAUGAGAUUUUCCUCGAAUCAGGUGUCGUGCCACCCAUAACAGAUUCCGAAACUCUUCCGGAAACCGUUCAGUCGGACUCUAUACCUACAGUAAACGAAGAGGGUAACUUUCCGCCUAACCAAACACAGCCGACUCCAACUUUAACUCCGCAAGAAACACAAGAGAUUCUCGACGUCCUCAGGCCAUUCUACCAUUCUGUCCAACAAGAAGACAUAAAAUUAGAGCUAAGGAGCCACCUACAAGCCCUCGCCCCAAAACUCAAAUCAUCAUCUCGACUUCUAAUCAUAAUAUGUGCCCAAGCCGUACAUACUUCCGGAUACAUAGUACUCGGCCGUACGAUUACAAAUCAAGAUAUAAUGGAAUACAUCGACAGCUUACCGCUACGAAGCACUGCGGUUAUUGCUAACAUUGCAGCAGGGUCAGAUGAUCGGAAGGAAAUACCGGAUAUAUGGGAAGCGGCAGAUGAAUUGGGAAUCGCAGAAUUGCAGCGUCAUCAUGCAUCUGCUGGCGUUGUAUACACGACGGCUAAGAUCGAGAUUAUAAAGCCCUUGACGGAAGUAUCCGUUGAACGUGAAGUAAGGGUGGUUAGGGAUGUGGGGGUUAUGAGGUUGAAGAGUCAGAUUUUUAUGGACGAUAGGCUGUUGAAGUUAGGCCCGUGGGCAUAUUCGUCUGGUGAAUGGAAGGCUGUUGAUGGGGUGGCAAGCUAUGUCGAACAGGUUAUUGAUAAGCAUAUCGUGGUUAAGGGGUUUAAUCCGUUGAGUCGUGCGAAGGAUACCAUUGAAAGAGGAGUAAGGAUUGUGAGAAAGGAAGAGCCAUUGGAUCUGUCGAUUUAUUAUCUGGAGUUGAAAUUGGAAGAAAUGAAAAAGAAAAGCGAGGAAGAAGAUUCAGAAAAAGGACUGGUAUACGAACAUGCUAGAAAGGGGAUGCUAGCGCUCGAGGGCAUUAUGAAGCGCGUGGUAGAACAGAACAGAAACUGCAUGCACGCGGCUCAUAUCAUAAGUUCAUCUUCAUUGUUUCAGCAAAGAGUGGAAGAAACAUUGAGGUUUAUUGAAAGAUCAGAUGUUAGAGCCGAGGCGUUUCUUCAGGGGGCAUAUAAAAGCGGUAUGCUAAAGUUUAUCGGUGCCUCGGAUAUAAGGUUACACGUGGAAGCCAGAGGAAGGCUUCUAGAGACUAUAAGGGCAUCAUGCCCGGCUUUUGAUACUAUUAUGAUGCCUCCUAGGGACUGCGUAGGCUUGGAGUAUUGGGAACAAGCGGAUCGGAUUCUAAAAAUUAUUCAGGGACAUGUCUGGAAGUUUAGGUGGUUCAGGAUCGAGAGGUUUCUGGAGUAUAUGGCGGCGAAUUUGUAA